Messenger RNA from Danio aesculapii, 1787 nucleotides. It is a transcript of the gene orai2, whose product is annotated as ORAI calcium release-activated calcium modulator 2. Gene Ontology annotation, molecular function: store-operated calcium channel activity. Gene Ontology annotation, biological process: store-operated calcium entry. The transcript has 4 exons. Gene Ontology annotation, cellular component: membrane. The coding region runs from base 120 to 965 and encodes 281 amino acids. Lineage: Eukaryota; Metazoa; Chordata; Actinopteri; Cypriniformes; Danionidae. The record is from RefSeq and is a predicted model, not a curated record.
UCGCCAGAGCGGAAAAGCGAGUCCAGGGCAAGAGCUGUCAUUUCUUUCGCAGAUGCACUUUCUGUCGGCCCCCAUGUGGAUGUGAAAACAAAACGCGACAGGCAGCAAAGAGAUGUGUGAUGAAAAACAGUCCUAAAGAACGGCAAGGCCAAUCAGCUACUAUGAGCAGUGAGCUCACAGUGCCAAUGGGCUCUCCAGCUCCUGGUGGUUCAGAACGCCUGCAGGAUGGCGGUGGGAUGGACUACAGGGACUGGGUUCGGCGCAGUUAUCUGGAGCUGGUGACGUCCAACCACCACUCGGUCCAGGCUCUGUCAUGGAGAAAACUCUACCUCAGCAGGGCCAAACUCAAAGCCUCCAGCCGAACCUCAGCCCUGCUGUCUGGCUUUGCCAUGGUGGCCAUGGUGGAGGUGCAGCUGGAGAUGCAGUACAGCUACCCUCGAGUCCUGCUCAUCGCCUUCAGCGUAUGCACCACAGUGCUGGUGGCCGUCCACCUGUUCGCCCUCCUCAUCAGCACCUGCAUCCUGCCCAACGUAGAAGCCGUCAGCAACAUCCAUAACCUCAACUCCGUCUCCGAGUCUCCUCACGAGAGGAUGCACCACUACAUCGAGCUAGCCUGGGGCUUUUCCACCGCUCUGGGCAUCCUCCUGUUUCUGGCCGAGGUGGUGCUGCUCUGCUGGAUCAAGUUCCUGCCGGUUGACUCCGGGGCUCAGUCCGCCUCAGUCCUGGCAGCUCUUAAGCAGAACUGCAGCACUCCUGCUGUCCAGCCUGGCCACAGCGGCUGGCAGGCCGCUUUAGCCUCCACUAUCAUCAUGGUGCCGGUGGGAUUGAUCUUUGUGGUGUUCACUAUUCACUUCUACCGUUCUCUUGUGCGACACAAAACAGAGCGCCAUCAUCAGGAGAUUGAGGAACUGCACAAAAUCAAAGUGCAGCUGGACGGGCACGAGCGUGGCCUGCAGGCGGUCUGAGAUCUUCCAGUCGGGCAGCAAUCCAUCCAUCGCUUGACUUUUUGAGCUUUCAAGCACAUCAGAAACUCCUCCUUGAGUCUUUUCUUUCUGUUUUCUUCUGAGAGGAAAUGCCUUGUCGCUUUAUGGAAGGAUUAUUUGUGCAGAAACUGGAGAGGCUUUACAGCAGCUACAACAAAAAGGUGCACGUUUACAAGAUUUCAACCACAAGGGCUAUUUAUUUAUCUUCCUUUAGGCUUUAGGUCAUGUUUGGAUGCCUCUUUAAGUGCCAUUUUCUGUUUCCAUGCCUUUAAUUGACCCCAAAAUGGAAAUUGAGCCUUUAUAUGCUUCUACUCGUGUCAUUUCAAACCCAUAAAAUAUCUUUGUUUGUUUCGGUGACCCAAAUUUAAUUGCAUUCAAGAGAUUUAUGUCCCUACAUUUUUAAUAAUAUAUGAAUUACCCAUAUAAUCCAAGUCUUCUAAAACCGUUGCUUUAUAUGAUGAAGAGAUUUAUCAGUUUGAUUACUCGCAUUGAUCAGCUAACAGUAACAAAAGAGAGAACAAACCUCACUAGACUGGUUCUUGCUGAAGCUCAAACAUACUAUGUGACUAGCAAGAAUGAACCUCAUUGGUUCUCGCACAUCAAGCAAGCAUGGCAUCUUUGGCCAAAUCUGAAUGCUGUAAACCACAGGUGUCAAUUCCAGUUCCUGGAGGGCCAAAGCUUUGCACAGGUUAGUUUCAACCCUAAUUAAACACACCUGAUCAAACUGAGUCCUUCAGGCUUUUUGAAACCUCCAGGUAAGUGUAUUGGACCAGGGUGGGAACUAAACUGUGCAGAGCUGCGGCC